ACAUGAGAUCGCCAUCUGAGCUGAACUUGCUGUCGUUUGUUUCUCGGUUGAAUAUUUCCCAGUCUCGUCGCCUUCCUAACAUCCUCUCGAAGCUUCCAAGGCUUUCAGACUUUUCAUCUGUUGGUUCUGAGCGACCACACUCCUCGCGGGGCUCCCAGUUGCGCAGCCGUUCGACGUUGGAUUCAUUGCAUAUCCACUGCGAGAUUGAUCUUCUCGAACUUUCCGUGCUCACUUCAGAUUUACAGUUAUUUCACAUCUUUGUGCAUUCAUUCGGCGUCUCUCUGAGUGUUCGGUGAGGUCAUAGGUCUUGCAGCAGCUUAGCUCGCGCGGUGAAGGGGAUAAGAAAGUCCUGUUUCAGUUGACUUUUGCACUGAUACGUAAAACCUUUGAAUUCACAACAAUAUUCCUUGAGAAUCGAGGCAGGAAUACAGUUGCUUGAGUUGCAUAGAGGGACUUGCUUGUGCAUUUCGGCCGAUUGAAGUGAAACUUCUUUUUUCCAUAGCGGAGUUAGUUUCCAUUUCUUCGGCCCAACACCUGUAGGUAGAUCGUCAUUCCAUUUCGCCAAAGGUCCGAAUUCGACCACUCAGCUCGUGCUAUACUAUUCUCGGGUGUGAAUACCGAGUGAUCGAGUGACACUCGUUGCUGUUGCGAAGUGGUUGACCAACAGAAAAGGGAUCCGAAUCAUGUCAUUAGACUCCAAUCGCUUACGCCACACUCGGUCUGAAGAAGUGCCAGUCAAGGUUGCUUCGGCAAAUCGACUCGACGCGGUCCUGCCCCAGAGACAGCAGCGGACAGUCGCAAGCGAUCAGCUUGUGUUGGGCAACAAUGUUUUGCUCCCUUCCCGCUAUAGAGAUGGCGUGAGUGCCUCUUUAAGGCGCAUUCCGCCUGCGCCACCUUCCGUCCGGGAGAGGCAGGUUGAGAAUAUCGUUGCAUCCUUUCUUGGCUCCCUUGAACGUCCUCUACCCGAAAAACGGCCUCUAUACCAUGUUGUGCAUCUCGCCACCGAAAUAGCCCCCGUAGCGAAGGUGGGAGGUUUAGCAGAUGUGGUGACUGGACUUGGCAAGGCGCUUCAGGAGAAGCACCACCGGGUGGAGAUUAUUAUCCCAAAAUACAAGACCCUGGAUACGUCUCUUAUCAAGAAUUUUAAGAAAUUGGAGAAGCAUUUCUUCUCUUACUUUGACGGAGCGGAGCACGAGAAUGUGGUGUGGACGGGUUUUGUGGAAGGUCUGAGGGUGUACUUCAUCGACCCACUGCAUCCAGCGGGAUUCUUCAACCGCGGCAGAAUCUACUGUGAGCCGGACGACUUCAAGCGCUUCACAUACUUCUCUCGGGCAUCUCUCGAGUUUUUGUUGCAAUUCGGGAAGCGCCCCCAUCUCAUCCAUUGUCAUGACUGGCCAGUGGCCGUAGUGGCGCCUAUGUACAAGUUCAUUUAUGCUAACGCUGGUCUUAGGGCUAAAAUUGCGUUGACUUGCCACAAUUUUGAGCCACAAGGUAAGGAGUCGAUGGAGGCGCUGAUGUCCUGUGGUAUUCAGUUCAAAGCCCCUUUACACAAGGAUCAUUUCCAAGACAACAUUUUGGCUGAUAAGAUCAACGUUCUCAAGAGUGGACUUCUGCAUUCGGACUUCAUCACAACAGUAUCACCUACUCAUGCUAGAGAGGUCCUCACCCCGGAGGGAGGUGAAGGCUUGCACACAACUCUCAGGUCUUUGACCAAGAAAUUUUAUGGCAUCGUCAACGGAAUCGACGAUAAGGUGUGGGAUCCUGCGACUGAUUCCCAUCUGGAGCAUCAUUUCACUGCAGACGAUUUGAAGGGAAAAGAGUUGCUGAAGAACAAGCUCCGGCUUCGUCUGGGCAUGGCAAUUCAAGGAAUUGAUGCGAGGAGGCCUCUUGUGUGCUGUGUGUCGAGAUUAGUACCCCAGAAGGGUGUCUUUCUGCUUCGUUCGGCGAUCUUUCACACCCUUAACCGUGGUGGUCAAUUUAUUUUGCAAGGGACCAGUCAGAUUCCUGAGAUCAAGAAAGAGUUUGACGAGCUCGCUCAGCAGUUUGAGGAUCAUCCUCACGUCCGACUUAUAUUGAGAUGUGAUGAGACACUUACGCACAACAUUUUCGCUGCAGCCGACAUCUUUGUGAUACCAUCCAUGUUUGAGCCCUGUGGUCUGACUCAGAUGUACUCCAUGAGAUACGGAACCAUUCCUGUUGUUCGAAAGACUGGAGGGCUAGCUGACAGUGUGUUCGACGUGGACCAAAAGUAUGUGGCUGAGGAGAAGCGCAACGGUUUUACAUUCAAUGAACCAACGGAGGAAGCGUUGGCGAGUACUUUGGAUCGGGCAUUUUGGUACUUCAAAGAACAGCCACAGUGGUGGAAAAGCCUUAUCCAGAAGGUGAUGCGCAUAGAUUUGAGUUGGGAUGCCGCUCCAAUCGAUCAGUAUCUCAAGCUGUAUGAGCAUACUGUCGAAGAUGGGCAUCCUCCUGCUUCCAUCUCUUGAGAUCACAUUCGGUCAAGUGCAAUUUCGGAGUGUUGGUCUGCAUCUACAUGCAAUUUUUUCUCGUCGUGGCUGACCACGUGUUGAACUUUCGGUUUGGACUGUACGCAGCAGAGCAGAGUAGCUUAUUGUUAAUCACAGGUGCUAGUCCCUACAGAAUAUGUUGAAAAAUUAGAAAAGAAUAUCGAAAUAAGCGCACUGCUUCUUUGUAAAAUAGAUCAUUUAAUAUCACAACUAUAUUAUUUGUACAGUACUAACCAAUUCUGGUGCAUUCUGAAAUAUACUGUUUAUUGUGGCGA
Molecule: messenger RNA, 2782 nt
Organism: Physcomitrium patens
Lineage: Eukaryota; Viridiplantae; Streptophyta; Bryopsida; Funariales; Funariaceae
Product: putative starch synthase 4, chloroplastic/amyloplastic
Molecular function (GO): alpha-1,4-glucan glucosyltransferase (UDP-glucose donor) activity
Source: RefSeq, a predicted model, not a curated record